Lachnellula hyalina is the source of this 1824-nucleotide messenger RNA. RefSeq names its product PWWP domain-containing protein (gene pdp3). The transcript has 5 exons. Bases 1 to 1824 code for a protein of 607 amino acids. The record is from RefSeq and is a predicted model, not a curated record. Lineage: Eukaryota; Fungi; Ascomycota; Leotiomycetes; Helotiales; Lachnaceae.
AUGUCCGAAGACAACAUCUCCGCUGCCCCUCUCCCCGAGGUCACAACUCCGGAGCCUCGCCCCGAAACAGAUAUACUUCCUGAUGUCAAGGAUACUGCAGGCGCGAACGACAGCGAUGUUGUGGCAAGCGCGCCCGAGCCUGAAAAGGAAGUCGCGCCAGAAGUCUCCGCAGAAGUCGCGGAUGCUCCUGCGACCGACACUACAAACAGCGACCAAGCCUCUGACAAGCUCAUCGAAGACAAAGCAGUCGCCAUCUCACAAGACACCGAAAUGAAGGACACCAUAGUGGACAAUGAAGCUGCCUCAGCUCCAGUAUCCGCCAGCGAGUCUGCAGAGCUCGCUGUUGCUACCCCAGCCUCGAGUAGCAAGGCGAAAGCCCCUCGACGCAAAUCUGGAGUUCCGGAACACAAGGGCAAAAAGCUCAACAGGAAGGCUUCUAGGGUAAAGAUGACACAUACAGAUGCUAAGCCGGGCGACUACUUCUUUGUCAGACUGAAGGGUUUCCCAUUAUGGCCGGCAAUCGUUUGUGACGAAACGAUGCUCCCAGAACCCCUGCUGAAAUCGCGACCUGUAACUGCAGCAAGAGCAGACGGCACGUACCGCGAGGAUUAUGAAGAUGGAGGCCCCAAGGAGAAGGAUCGCACCUUUGCUAUGAUGUAUUUGCACACGAACGAAUUUGGCUGGAUUCCUAAUUACGAUCUCCUUGACUUGAACCCGGAUGAAGUUGCCACCAGUGUCGCGCCAAGCACGCGGAAAGACCUGGUUGCUGCUCAUCAACUAGCUGCGGAGCAGCAUGAUUUGGAUUAUUUCAAGCAAAUACUUAAGAAUUUUGUUGAGGCGCGCGCCGCUGAGGCAGCUGCAAAAGAAGCUUUCCGCGCUGCUAAGGCAGCAAAAAAGUCUACUCCCAAGAAGGCAAAAGUUAUCGUAGAUGUCGAUGGCGAUGUCGACAUGGAGGACGCUACUGGUGAACCUGAAAACGAAGAACUGGAUGUCGCAGGAUCUGUGAAGCCUGCGAAGCCUACGAAGAGCAAGAAGCGCAAGUCUGAUGACGAUGCUGAGCGAACCGACUCCGUCAAGAAACCGAAGACCACAAUUAAGCUGAACACCCCGAAGGCCAACGGUACAGCUACACCAAAAUCUACCAAAGACUCCGCUGUUAAAUCGACUAAGCCGAAGACAAAAAAGUCUGCUGCGAAAGUCGCUGCCAGCCCUGAAGCAGUUAUGCCAAAGGAACCAGAGCUCACACCCGAGGAGAAGCAGAUUAAGAAAGAGGCAAGUUGUAUUUGCCUUAAAGAGAUAUUGUUCUUGCGACAUAAGCUUCAGAAAGGCCUGUUGACCAGAGAUCAAGAGCCAAAGGAGGAAGAGAUGAAGCAGAUGUCCGAAUUUGUGACCAAAUUAGAGGGAUACGCAGACCUCGAAGUCAGCAUUAUCAGAGCCACAAAGAUCAACAAGGUUCUUAAGGCAAUUUUGAAAAUAAACACUAUCCCCAAGGAGGACGAGUUUCAGUUUAAGCCUCGAUCUACCGCCCUCCUCGACAAGUGGAACAAGCUUCUCGCGAGCGAGCAGAGUACGCCUGCUGGUGGGGCAUCAGCAAACGGCAUUGGAUCUGAAGCCAAGCCAAGCGCAGAGGAUGCGAAGCCCUCUUCAACAGAGCCUACUAAUGGUGUGAAAGAGGCGACCGAGGAGCCAAGAGUGGAUGCCAAAAUUGACGAGCAGCCCGCACCCGCUGAAACUUCAGCUUCCGAGGCAAAAGAGGAACCCAAGACUGUAGAUGCUGCAGCGUCACCUGUUGAAGAACCCUCAAAGGUAUGCGAGAUUCUCUGA